CGCAUACACAAACGAAAAGCCUAAAAGAAAACUUGUGUGUGCUGCUGCAAAAAAAAAAAAUAGCCGAAACGCAUAAAAAAAACAUCGUUCGCGCAACUCAUAAAAAACGUGAAAUGGAUGCCAACACAGCGCCAGAAUCGGAGAAGGCGGGCAAAGAAAAUGCCGCCGAUAAGGUAAGCAGCGAAUCAGCGAAGGCGCAAGAAAGUGCAGCGGAAACAACUGCAGUGGACAGUGGGGUGGUGUCAAAGGCUGGUGAGAAAGAGGGGGAUGCAGCAUCGCCACCCGCAACUGAUGACGUCGCUGAUAAAAAGGCUGUUGGCGACUCAGGAGGAGCUGCGACCGCGCCAACAUUGGAUGCAGAUGAUAAGGAGUCGAACACAACGGCUGGAUCGCCAGCGUCGCCAUCAGCAAAGAAAGUAAAAAAUAAUAGCGCCAAGAAACCAGCUGCCAAGUCCGAAGAUGACGACGACGCAGAUGAUGCGGAUGAUCUGGAAGAGGACGAAGAAGAUCAGGUUGACGAUGACAAAGAUACUGCUAGUGGUGAUGAGGACAAGAAAUCAACAGAUAAACCAGACAAGAAAAAGAAUGAUGCUACAGAUGGUGCCAAGUCCUCCAAGACUACAACAGGAGCAGGAGCUGACAAGUCAGCAGCUGCUAAAAAUUCAAAGGCCAAAAACGGCAAGGUGGAUAACUCUGAUAAUGAAAAGGAGGAAGACGAUGCGGACGAAGAAGACGAUGGUCUCGAUGAGAACAACGAAGUGGCCGAGGAUGAUGAGAAUGUGGUUGCUUUGGCCGAAAUUGAUCGCAUCAAUGAGAACAUCAACAAGACACGUGUCGAUGGUCUUCAGACUCUACAUGCUCUUUGCUUUGGUGCUCAGGGCAAGAACAAUGUGGUGAAAAAGAAUCUGCGUUCCUUUGCUGGCUUUGAGUUUGCCAAGGAUUCAUCGGAAUACAAAAAGAAAUAUGACUCCAUUAAGAAGGUGGACAACAAAACACUGCGCAGCAUCUGUGAAAUUCUCACGCUAGACCGGAAGGGCAGCAAGGAUGAAGUUACGGCACGUGUGCUCAAAUUUUUAAUGGAGCCCGAUGAAUCGCUCUGUAUGGAACAGGGCGAUGACGAAGAGGAGGUGGAUGAUGAAGAUCUGGAUGAGGAUGAGGAGGCCGCUAGUGAAGAGGAUAAGAAACGAAAGAGCAGCAAGUCAAGCGCACCAGCCGGUAGAGGUUCCGCUCGCAAUUCUAGCGGACGCCCCAAACGCGCAACAGCGGGCAAAAAAAUGUCUGCUUAUGUAGAUUUAUCAAGCUCCGAGGAAAGCGAGCAGAAAGUCACAGUGGCUAAACGAAGACGAAAUGAUGAUUCUGAGUCUGGCUCUGAUUAUAAUCCAUCGGCUAAUUCAGACUCCGAUGCUGGACGCGGCGGCGGUGGUGGCUCUGGAGUAGGACGUAAAGCAUCAGCACGUGCCAGUCGUGGGCGACCGGCGCGCAAGAGUCGUCGAAGAAAUUCUGAUUCGGAGGAAGAGGAGGAAUCAGAUAUCUCCGAUGCAGAUAGUGAUGUUCCCAAGCGCAAACGUGGUGCUGCUGCUAAACGUGGCAGAUCCGCUGCAACUACGCCUAGCAGACGAGGACGCGGUCGAGCUUCUUCUGCGCGAAAGCGCAAGGAUUCCGAGAGUGAGGAGGAAGAGGUAUCUGAGGACGAAGAAGAGGAAGAGUUGUCCGAGUUUGGUAGCGAGCCAAGCGAAGAUGAACGUCCCAAAAAGAGUGCAAAGCCCACAACGCCUGCGAAAAAUAGUAAAGCUAACAACAAGUCAAAACCAGCUGGAAAGGCCGCUGGAAGACCGAAGAAAUCAAAGAAGGAAACGUCCGAUGAGGAAGACGCUGAUGACAAAGAUGAGUCAGAUGAAGACGAGCCAUUAACCAAAAAAGGCAAAGCGGCAUUCCCAACGGACGAACAAAUCCGCAGUUAUGUCAAAGAAAUUUUGGACAAGGCCAAUCUCGAAGAGAUCACAAUGAAAACAGUGUGCAAACAAGUUUAUGCUAAAUACCCAGAUUUCGAUUUAACUGACAAAAAAGAUUUCAUUAAGGCUACAGUGAAAGCGUUAAUUGCCACAUAAAACCACACAAAUUUAGAGGCACUGGAGCCUGAGGAUGGGCCAGCAAGCAGCAGAACUUGUACCAAACACUAAAGAGAAAAGAAAUGAAAGAAAAACAAAAACAAGCCACUUUUUGAGAGCUGCUGCGACACCACAACAAAGAAACACCUCUAGUUUUCCUAUAAGCGUAUAAUUUGUACUCUUUAAAACUAACUAAUCUUUACCUUAAAUGGAUCAUGUCCUUUUUCUAUUGUGUACUAAGAGACGGUUAUCCAUAUAUGCAUGUGAAUAUGUAUAUAUGUAAACGUAAUUUGUAAUCACUUAUAUUCAUUUUCUUUAUGAAUGCCUGCACACUCAGCGGCUCUACAAAAAGUGUGUAAAAACCGAAAAGGAAAACCGGAAGACCACAAAAAGAAACAACAAACAUUGUAAAAAAAAAAAGAAAACAAAACAUAAGCAAAAACACACAAUUUAUACAUAACAAUGUAG
Messenger RNA from Drosophila albomicans, 2576 nucleotides. It is a transcript of the gene Dek, whose product is annotated as protein DEK. The record is from RefSeq and is a predicted model, not a curated record. The transcript is spliced from 11 exons. Gene Ontology annotation, cellular component: nucleus. Gene Ontology annotation, biological process: chromatin organization; regulation of double-strand break repair. Gene Ontology annotation, molecular function: DNA binding; histone binding. NCBI's taxonomy places the organism in Eukaryota, Metazoa, Arthropoda, Insecta, Diptera, Drosophilidae. Bases 114 to 2108 code for a protein of 664 amino acids.